This is a messenger RNA of Aspergillus viridinutans, 1362 nucleotides long. RefSeq names its product amidohydrolase family protein. The coding region runs from base 1 to 1362 and encodes 453 amino acids. The record is from RefSeq and is a predicted model, not a curated record. Gene Ontology annotation, molecular function: hydrolase activity, acting on carbon-nitrogen (but not peptide) bonds. NCBI's taxonomy places the organism in Eukaryota, Fungi, Ascomycota, Eurotiomycetes, Eurotiales, Aspergillaceae. The transcript is spliced from 3 exons.
AUGUUGUAUACUCACGCAACUAUCAUCACGGUUGAUGCAGCUCGACACAUUAUUGAAGACGGCGCUAUCUAUGUCGAUAAGGACACCAUUGCGGAUAUUGGUAAAACCGAUUGUCUACUUGCACGGUACCCUCUUGAAAGACAGUAUAGUCUUAAUGGUUGCAUUGUGGUUCCAGGACUGGUUUCCACGCACGUCCAUACCGUCCAGGCAAUACUACGGGGCACAGCUGAUGGUCUACAUAAGGGGACAUGGCUCUCAGAACGAAUCCAACCACUCCAGAAAAGCAUGACCAACGGAGAGGCUCAGGCAUCUGUGAAAUUGGCCGUCGCGGAGAUGCUGAAGUCUGGGACUACUUGUUUCUUGGAAUGUCUAUUCUUUCGCUCCCAUGAAUUCGAUGGACUAUGUCAGACUGUGCAGGACAGUGGGAUUCGAGCCUGCCUAGGCCGCGUUUCGGUGGAAGGUCGACCGCCUGCCGGACAGAUCCCUCCUGGUGAUGGAAUGCUUCCAGAAAGCUUGAAGUUAUGGCAUAAAUGGAACGGGAUGGCAAAUGACCGCAUCCGAGUAUGGUUUGCGGCGGGCAAUCCAGAUUUCGUCGUUGAAACCCAGAUGCAAAAGCUGAGCACCGCUGCACAUUCAUACGGCAUCCCAGUGACUAUGCAUCUUGCCGAAUGUAAAGGCGAUGCCCAUUAUUUCUCCUCUAUAGGCCACACCGCUGGAUCGUACGCUCAGGCAGUCGGCCUGUUGUCCCCGUCAACUGUCUUUGCUCACGCGGUUUAUAUCAAUAAGACUUCUGACGUGCCGUUGCUUUCGUCGUCUGGGGCUCACAUCUCUCACUGCCCGACGUCAAACUCCAAACUUGCUUCGGGAAUUUGCCCAGUCCCCGAUUUAUUGGCGGCAGGGCUCAAUGUCAGUCUUGGCACCGAUGGGAAUCCCUGCAAUAAUACGUCCGACAUGUUCCAGGAAAUGAAAUGGACUGCUAUGGUGCAUAACACACCGGGUGAAGCUGCUAGGAUCCCUGCAGAAACAGUACUGGAGAUGGCCACAAUCAAUGGGGCCAAAGCGUUGGGGUUACAUCAUCUCAUUGGCAGUCUAGAGAUCGGAAAAAGAGCAGACUUCGUGGCUCUCAAUGUACAGAAGACGGCAUUACAGCCAUGUGUGAACCCCGUCAGCAACGUUGUAUAUGCGGCGACGGGGCGAGAUGUACAUGUUGUAGUAGUUGAUGGUCGUAUAGUGGUGGAGGGCGGGAAGCUACUGACUAUGGACGAAGAGGAAAUCAUCAAGGCUGCAAACCAAGCAAUAUGUGGGUUAUUGCAGAGGACUGGAUUACAGGACAAAGUUAAGAGUCAUUGGCCAACGAGGUAG